Leptosomus discolor (cuckoo roller) is the source of this 160-nucleotide messenger RNA. It is a transcript of the gene SOX12, whose product is annotated as SRY-box transcription factor 12. Gene Ontology annotation, cellular component: nucleus. The record is from RefSeq and is a predicted model, not a curated record. NCBI's taxonomy places the organism in Eukaryota, Metazoa, Chordata, Aves, Leptosomiformes, Leptosomidae. Gene Ontology annotation, biological process: neuron differentiation; brain development; positive regulation of transcription by RNA polymerase II. Gene Ontology annotation, molecular function: RNA polymerase II cis-regulatory region sequence-specific DNA binding; DNA-binding transcription activator activity, RNA polymerase II-specific.
UGCCCUGGACUGGUCCGUCUUUGACAAGGACCACGACCUCUUCCCGCGGGGCGGCUCCUCGCACUUCGAGUUCCCGGACUAUUGCACGCCCGAGGUGACGGAGAUGAUCGCGGGGGACUGGCUCAUGUCCAGCAUCUCGGACUUGGUCUUUACCUACUGA